Salmo salar (Atlantic salmon) is the source of this 785-nucleotide messenger RNA. RefSeq names its product THAP domain containing 4. Lineage: Eukaryota; Metazoa; Chordata; Actinopteri; Salmoniformes; Salmonidae. The record is from RefSeq and is marked provisional.
GGAAAUGGCGUUUACGUGGGCUAAGCAGGUACGAACAACGCGUUGAGAAGUCAAACCUGUAAUCUCAUAAUUUCUCUAGACUGUAUUGUUGUCAUCAUCAUGCCCGUGUGGUGUUCUGUACCAUACUGUGCUAAUUACAAACAAGCGCAAAAACAAGGAGUGAUCUUUCACAGUUUACCUACCGGAGAUAUACCCCGAUGCCGUAAAUGGCUCGCGGCUAUCAAGAAUAAUAUUUACAAUGUCAAUACACCAGUGGCCAAGUAUCAAAACAUCCGCGUCUGUAGUCAACAUUUUCGGCCAGAAGAUUAUUUGAGGGAUUAUCAAUCUGAAUUGAUGGGGAAGCCAAAUCGACGUCAGCUAAAAAGGGACGCGAUACCAUCGGUGUUUUCCUUCACAACAAAACGGAAGACAUCAGAUCAACCAACACCAGCACAGAAGAAAAGAUCUCGAUUAGAGGUAACCUAGCCCACCUAGACCAGGUUAGCUAGUUACAGCUAACGCUGUAGUCCUGUAUUUAAUGUAUCGGCCAAAUCAACUCAAGAGUUUGCUGAAAUUCGUAUAUUUUCCACCCUCUCUGCUCAAGCCUUGCUGAUCAGAAAUUGUGAACUUGUUCCGUCUCCCGAGAGUCAGACGUUACUUCAGACGGUAUUCCCAGCAAUGUUUCAACCAUGAAAUCCUGGAGAUCCAAUAACCAUUAGCUGCUUUAAGAAGGAUUUCCAGUUUCUUAGAUUUUUUUUGUUGUUCUAACAUUGAAAUGUACAAUUAAUCACCUGCGCAAUAAACAC